AUGUCCUCCACGCCCAAGGGAUUUUCUCGAAAGGUCUAUUGGGGCCCUUCGAGCAACGCUGGCGGGCAUCCUAUGGACCUACACACGUCGAAGGAACCACCUCCUGAGCCGCCCAUGUUCCAAGCGCAGCAUUCUCUCAACUCUGCCGGCCUGACGACAGCUGAUGAGCCAACAACGCUGGACAUCAGCCCGAAUGUCAAGGAACAUCUCUACCUCAUCUUCUUCGAGCACAUACAGCCGGUGUUUCCUAUUGUCACCAACGCAAGUCUACGACACUUCCCCGUCACGUCGCUGCUGGAAAGCGUUAUACUUGGCAUCGCAGCCCGUCAUCAUCUUGCCAUUGCUUCUUGGAGGGACUACGUCCACAUACAAAAGGUCGUUGCCCAUGAGCUCAAAGCCCUCUUCAGCACACGGCAACGAUAUCAGCCCAAAAUUCAAACCGUACAAGCGCUCCUCCUGGCGUUGACCAAGUUUGAACUCAUCACGCACGGACACGGUGACAUCAUGUCCACGGGACUAAGACUUGGACUUCUCUGUAAGAUGGCCAGAGAUUUAGGCCUAGACAAGAUAUCCUCGGCCGUGACAACCGAUGGCGAGCUUCUUCAGGUUGUGUUAUGGAAAGGCUGCCUGUUUGAGGAUGCCAUUCUUUCUGCCACAUUGGGCCAACCUCUCAAUAUCGUCGUCUCGCCCGAAGAAAUCAUGGAGGUUCCGAUCAAUUCCGGUAUCUCAGGAGGCACAUUUUUCAGUGACGCUGUGGGUGCUUCUCACUGUCUCCGAUCACUGCUAAGAGCAGUCUAUGCGAGCCACCCUGUCAAUGCCGACAUCGUUCAGAACUGCGACCAGGUCCUCAAACAGAUACACCGCUAUGGGACGUACCUGAAUUUCCGACAAGGACACUAUUCUGAGAGCGAGUAUCGAGCGCUUUGCAUGUUACACCAUAACAACAGACUGCUUUUUGUACUUGGCCUUGCCUCAUUGACAAACGCGUCAAGCCAGUCCAAAGAACUUUCCCUCAUUCUGGCACAGGAGGCUGCUUCGAUCAUUCCAGAAGCCUGCCAGACGCUUAUCUGGUUCAGCGUUGAAUUCUAUCUCGAGAUGGCUUCUCGACUAAAUCAGUUACUGUACUGCUCUUCACGAGCCUUGAUGCUUGUUGUCGAUGUCCUCCUCGAGGCUCAAAGGACACUCAGUUCUUCGAAGGACUUUAUCCAAGAGCUAGAGAACGCGGUUGCGUCGGCUACUUUAUUGAAGGACUUUCUACUCAAAGACACCUCAUGGGGAGCGCACUGGUCCCAAGGCCAUACACUUGCCGCUGUCCUCGCUCGGCUUCGGCAAACAGACCGUCACACACGGCAUAUACCGGUUGAGUUGAAGAACGUUAUACGUCUUCGAACACUUGACCAAAGCGAAAUUGGCGACACUGGGACCUUAAGUGUUCUUCGAAAUACCGACGAAGUCUUCUACGACGACGAAUUCCUCAACAACGUCCUUUUCAACUCUACAGACUGGGAUUCCGUGUUGAUGCAGUACGAGGAGAGCUAUCCUCAGCCCAUUUGGUGACCUGGAUUUUGUACUUUGAGAAAGUGUUUGUGCCACCACGCCGUUGAAGAUACUAGGUACAAAGCUGAUCCAUGUCCAUACCCGCUUAAUCCUCAGUCGGUCUUGGUA
Cladophialophora immunda is the source of this 1665-nucleotide messenger RNA. RefSeq lists its product as uncharacterized. NCBI's taxonomy places the organism in Eukaryota, Fungi, Ascomycota, Eurotiomycetes, Chaetothyriales, Herpotrichiellaceae. Bases 1 to 1557 code for a protein of 518 amino acids. The record is from RefSeq and is a predicted model, not a curated record. The transcript has a single exon.